Marchantia polymorpha subsp. ruderalis is the source of this 2281-nucleotide messenger RNA. NCBI's taxonomy places the organism in Eukaryota, Viridiplantae, Streptophyta, Marchantiopsida, Marchantiales, Marchantiaceae. The record is from the annotation of a GenBank genome assembly.
UCGUGUCCGAGACUGGGAACGAAGGCCACAUAAAUGUCUGAAGAGCGUUGCACGUUGGGCCUAUGGAGCAUGACGAGUCUCUGACGCUGACACUCACAAAUCGACCAAGUCUUGGCUGGAGUUUGUGAUGAAUUCGCUCGGAGAGAGGGCAGAGGAGACAGGUCAAUGGCCGAGGUCACGCAUGCUGAGAUAGAGGUUUGAAUUGGCCGCAUAGCGCAGCGCUUCAGCCGAGAACUCGAGGCUUGAGCGCAACGCGCGACGGCGAAGAAGAUCUGCUGUUGUGCAGAUUCUGGCCUUCAUGUUGAUGACACAUUUCUUGAACGAGGUCGAUCUGAUCGACUGUCAUUCCGUGGAUCGUGCCGGCGAGGAUGAAGGCUGAGGGUUGCUGAAGCUCCAGGAGAAGGAGAAGGAGAAGGAGAAUCCGAAGCCGCGAUGGCUCCGCUGGCUCAGAGCAAGGAUAAGGACGCAAAGGGUUUCAGGCGCCCGUUUCAGCGCGGUGGAACGUGGGGGUCCGUGGAAUACUCGGUCGUGCUCGGCGCAUUGAUCACGAUCGUCGCUACCGUUUGGAUAGCGCAGAAUUUUGAGCAAGUUUGGACAAUUUGGCGAGCGGAGCAGACUGCCGAGGAACUUGUCGACGACGGAAUAUCUAAUCUCGGUUGGAAGGAUCACACAGUGCAGAUCACCAGAUUGGAAAGUGCCGUGGAGUUGGGCGCAGUGUGUUUGGAUGGAUCCCCUCCAGCCUACUACCUGGACCGAGGAUCUGGAAAAGGCGCUGACAAAUGGAUUGUCCACCUCGAGGGAGGGGGUUGGUGCCGUACUGCUGCGGAGUGCCUAGACCGUGCUUUUACUCAACUGGGAUCUUCCAGAUACAUGCCUGAUGAAAUUUACCUGGGAGGCAUGAUGAGCAGUAAUCCUGCUGUCAAUCCAGAUUUCUACAAUUGGAAUCGUGUGAAGUUCAAAUAUUGCGAUGGUGGUUCCUUUUUUGGGGAGGUCAAUGAAGCGUUGACAAUGACACAAUCGAUGGCAAACCACCAUUCAGAAAGGACUGCAACUGUUUACUACAGGGGUAUGAGAGUAUGGAAUGCUGUCAUGACUGACCUCCUCGCAAAAGGGAUGGAAAAUGCAACGAAGGGAUUUCUGGCGGGUUGCUCGGCAGGUGGCUUGGCAUCAACGCUCCAGUGUGAUAAUUUCAAGAACGUUAUGCCGGAAAAGGCUACUGUGAAGUGCUUGAGCGAUGCCGGGUUUUUUGUACACAUGCCAGAUAUCAAAGGACAAGAUUCAAUCGAAUCGUUAUACAGAGAUGUUGUCACGCUGCAGAACAUUACAGAAAGGCUGCCGGAGAGUUGUACUUCAGUUAGAGAUCCGAGUCUGUGUAUUUUCCCUACCUACCGGCUGUCAACCAUCACCACGCCAUUCUUUAUGCUCAAUCCUGCUUAUGACAAUUGGCAGUUCUACAACGUCCUCAUUCCGUCCUCUGCGGACCCUAGUUUCGACUGGGAAAGCUGUAAAUCGAACUUAGCCCUUUGCACUGAAGGACAAAUGGAACUUGUGCAAGGUUUCAGGGAUGUGCUUCUAAAUCAGCUAAAGGACUUGAUCACGAACCCCAAAGAUGGAGCUUUUAUAAAUUCUUGCUAUACCCACUGCCAGUCUGAACAAGACUGGUCCUGGAGUGGAGCCGAUGGACCCAAAAUUAAUGGCAAGUCUAUAUCGCAGGUCGUGGGUGAAUGGUUCAAUGACGACACUGCUCACAUUGUGGUGGACUGCGCAUACCCUUGUAACCCGACUUGUCACUGAAAUGUCUCGAGUGUAAAGAUAUUCAUGACAGCCCUGCUGUUUCGAUAUGUUUACUGGCACAAUCCUUGAUAAAGCCCUUACUAGUGACAAAAAGCUGUGCUUUCCGAGAUUUUGCUCCUCGUCCUCUGGAAUGCGAAUACCCUUGUGGCCCGACUUGUCACGAAAACUCGUCAUGUGUGAAUAUAUUCAUGACAACCAGUCUGUUAUGAUACGCUUGUUGGCACGAUCAUUGCGAAAGCCCUUAUGAGCCAUAAAAAGCUGUGCUUUGGGAGGAUUCUGUCAACAGCUACCGGGUGUACCAAUGAAAACCUUCUACAUCGCCAUCUCACCACAAAUAUACAUUAGUACGGGUUUUAAUACACUUUGUCUUCAUGACGCCUGAAUUGAUAGGCUUCAUGCGUCAUUAACCCUGAAUUAGAAGGAACUUGUAAUUUAGAGCAAGUGAUUGUACAGAUUUUCUACAAGGAAAUUAAAAACACCACGAUCC